UUGAACUUCGUUGUUCACGUCUUUGGACUCUUCAGUGGACGACCGACUCACGCCAUGGACGGACGGCCACGACGGGCCGGUGCGCCGCGGCAGCUGCCGUGGCGUGGGCACAGUGGCGUUGCGAGACGGGAUGGGUGGGUGCAGCGAUCUGCAGGUGCUGGGGCCUUCAGCCUUCGGGGCCUUCGCUUCUUCCCCCGUUUGCUGCUGCUUCGCGCCGUGCGUCGGUCAGCACGGCCAGACCGGCCGCCCACCGGCUACGUCCGCACCAAUAAGGCCAUUGUGGCCGCGCGGUCGAGCGAGGCGUUGCGUGAGGUGUUGAAGAGCCUGGAGAAGGAUCAAAGGCCGCUGAAUGGCGUGAACUUGGCCACGAUCUUCUUCAAAGCAGCCAAGCAUCCAGAAGAGGUCUAUUCUCCUUCGACCUUGGGCUUCCUCGCGAAGACUUUAGCUUGUGACGCGGUGAAGCUGGAUGCACGCCAGUGUGCGAGUUGCUUGUAUGGCUUGCAGAAGCUGACGCCCAGCGAUCCUCACGUCCUUCAGUUGGUGGAUGCCUUGGCGACGAAGAUUCGGAAGAACCUGGAGAUCAAAGACCAGCUGAAUGCACAAGCUGUGAGCAAUAUGCUGUAUGGCUUGCAGGGACUUUCGACGGACUUCCAGGAAGUGCGCCGCUUGCUGGUGGCCUUGGCCACGGUCUGCUCAAGGAAGCAGCGACUGUCUGCUCAAGGUGUUGGGAACGCUCUUUAUGGCCUGCAAGGGAUGAAGAGCGACGUAUCAGAGCUUCAAGAGCUCUUGGUGGUUCUGAAGCCUCUGAUCCAAAAUGCGGCUGGCUUGGAUGGCCAAGCCAUUGGAAACGCGCUCUAUGGUCUUCAAAGCAUGACCAGCAGCUGCCGGGAGGUUCAAGAACUCUUACAAGCUUUGGCACAGAAAGUGAAGCAUUUUGAUGGAACGCUCACGGAACAGGAGACCAGCAAUGCACUCUACGGGCUGCAAUUCAUGAAUGGCGACGAAGCGCCCAGCGUCAAGGAGAUUCUCCAAGUGCUUUCUCGCCAGACGGGUCCUGGGGGACAAGCGUCCAUUGGAAGAGCGUUUCGCAGCGGAAAGCGACUCAGCCGCCAUCCGGUGAAUCCACUUGAAACAUCAAGAGCAGCACUACCAGCUGAUUGGUUGAAAGCAGCCUUUGGUUCGGAUUCGACUGGAAAGGCUUCACCCGGAUCGUGCUAUUUCCUUGACCUUGGUUGUGACAUGGGCGGCUUUGCCCGUGCAGUGGCUCAGGCGCGUCCAGAUUUGCGUGUCAUCGGUCUGGAGCUCCGGCACAAUGCCGUGGCCUUUGCCAACGCCCGCGCGCGCGCGGAGGGACUGGCGAACGUGGCCUUCCUGGAAAGCAACGCUGCGCAGGACCUAGGGCAGCUGCUGGUGGAUCUCCGAAAAGCCCAGGGCCACGUAGCGACGGUCAGCAUGAACUUCCCAGAUCCCCACUUGGACCGAGUGGAACACCGAGAAAGACGCUUGGUGAGUGGGAAGCUGGUGGCAUGGCUGGCUGAACAUUUGGAACCCAAGCGUGGGGAGGUGCUGUUUCAAUCGGAUGUAGAGCUGUUGACUGCUGAGGCGAAGGCGGCCUUCUCUUUCAGCCAGUGCUUCGAGGUUUUAGCUUGGGAAGAGCGUGCAGAGUUGGUUCCCACAGAGCGGGAAACGGUGGUGCUGAAGCGAGGUCUGGAAGUGCACAAAGUGAGGCUCUUGAGAAGCAGUCAGCCUUUGCCAGAGGGGCUGGAAGCUGAUGUGAAUCGGCUCCUUGCACAAAUGAGAUUGACCCAGACAUCAUGUUGAAGUUUGAUCAGGACCGUCCUACAGUUCCUACAGAUGUUUGAAAGGCUUUUAGGUUUUCAGGAACGUGCACUGGCUGUGUGCCAAACUUUAAAGAGGGUCGUGAGUGAGGCUUUUACACCUCACAUUGCAACCUCGCUCUUUCUGAGGGUUUUAAAGCAUAUCCUUUCUUCAGACCUUCCCGCGCGGGCUUUUAUAGCGUGCGCCAGCUUGAGUCAAGACAAGUUAAAAGCCAGAAGUGCAUUUGG
This is a messenger RNA of Durusdinium trenchii, 2066 nucleotides long. The record is from the annotation of a GenBank genome assembly. NCBI's taxonomy places the organism in Eukaryota, Dinophyceae, Suessiales, Symbiodiniaceae.